CAAACACGCUGAUAGAUAAAGCGCGUCUUUACGAAAACUUUGUACUUUUGGUUUCUUUCACCGUAAACAAUGACUGUCAAUGACCAGCUAUACGGCUCUCUCUUUCAAUCAUAAACCCUAGUCCCCUACUAAAACCCCACCCUCCUCUUUCUCUGUGUUUGUAUUGAAAUGGAGGGCCAAGAAGGUCCAGCUCCGACGAACCCAAGCGCCAAAGACGCACCUUUGUGCGAGGAGUGCAAAGCGAACCCAUCAAAGUACAAGUGCCCAGGUUGCUCCGUGCGCUCUUGUAGCCUUCUUUGCGUCAAAGCUCACAAGCAACGCGCUGGGUGUACGGGAAAGAGGAACCAAACUCAGUUCGUCCCGCUCUCUCAGUUCGACGAUAAUCUGCUCGUCUCUGAUUAUAAUUUACUUGAGGAAGUGAAGAGGGUUGCAGAAUCUGCUCAGAGAGUGAGAACUAAGUUGUGUGGGAAUGCUCAUUUUAAGUUACCAUGUCACCUUAACAGCCUUCGGAGUGCUGCUGCAAGUCGGAGGACAAAACUACUAUUGCUCCCUAAUGGAAUGUCAAAAAGAGAGAAAAAUCAAACUCGAUACAACAAAAGGAAGAAAUCUAUCUCGUGGACCAUUGAGUGGCGGUUUCACUCAACAAAUGUCGUUUUACAUGAUCACGGAGUGAAUGAAAAUAUGAACCUCUACUCCAUUAUUGAGAAUCAUCUAAAACCUGGGCCAUGGAAUCAUCCGCUAAGGCAAUUCUGUGAGGAACAGCUUGAUUGUCUCAAGUUUUUCAUCCGUAAAUAUCCUAAGGGUCCUGGGUCACCUUUCUGUGAGUUGGACGUAAAGGCCCCAAUAAAGCAACAAUUAGCCAAUAUGGUUAUAUUGGAGUAUCCUGUAAUAUAUGUAUUUCUCCCUUCACACAGCUAUGAUUCUGAAGUCGUUAAAGAAGCCAAUCUAGUUACUCAUAAACCAGAGCUUAAAGAUUCUGGAAGCAAUCCAAGCCCACAAGGUGUUCUCUUCAAGGAGGAGGAAAUAGAUGAUGACAACAAUUCUUCAGAUCCUCGUGUUUGUGAUCUCAUGAAGCAUUUGAGUUCAAGUCCAAUGCAUCAAUUCCCCCACUGGAACAGGAGGUCUGAGAAAGCGACAAAUAACUCAUCAGAAAGGCCUUUGUUGGCAAGAGCGGCAGCAGGCAACAUGUCACAUUCCAGCUCCAAUACCAAUGAACCAGGAGUUUCUGAAAUGAUGGAGUUUGAUUUUGAUCAGGGCCUAAUAGAUGCAUACUCAGAUCUAAUGGCAGACAUUAAUCCUGAUGACUUCCUUGAUUUGGAAGGAGAGUUUGCUGAGGAAGUGGAUGUAGAAGAAAGAAUAGAUAUCUCAGGUGUCCGUGGAGUUUUCUCAGCAGAGGAAUUAGAGGAAGGAGAGAUUCUUGAAUAAUUGAUUGCAAUAGCAUUUCUGAAGGAAAAACUAAAAGAUGAGGAGUCUAAAAGGGCCAUCUACCUAGAGUUGUGGUGAUGAUUAUGAUUUUAGUUUGUGCUUUGGCAUUGAGCUUUGGUUGCUAUAAGUAUGCCAUGAGAUGAUAUCUUUUUUCUGAGCACGAUUGAGUGGGAAGAACAUGCUUUCAUUCAUAUCAAGUGUAAGGAGGCUUCUCAAUCUUGAAUAGCAUCUCCAUCACUCUUGUAAUGAUAAUGGUGCUUUUUGGUUGAGGCUAGCUACAAUCUUUGGUUUUUCAAUUUCCCAAUCUUUUUGUGGUUCCAAGUGGGGUUUUGCGCACAAGCUACACAGGACAGAAGCACUAGACUACAGCUCCUUAACAUCAUUAGUUAUAAGCUGAACCAAGUUUUGAAUGGUCUACCACUGCCUUCUUGAUUGUUGUCUGAUUCCUUCAUUGCUGGUGAAAACGAGUAAGAAUGCAUCUUGGGACAGAUGACUCCGAAUAGUUGUUGUAGGGUUUGCAUGAUUUUGUUAGUCUUUUUUUCCUUUUUUGUUUUGUUGUUUUUUCUUGUAUACUCUUUAUGUACUUGGGUACGACCUCUCGCUAUUUUGUUUAGUUGUUUUUCUUGUA
Messenger RNA from Corylus avellana, 2053 nucleotides. RefSeq names its product HIT-type Zinc finger family protein. Lineage: Eukaryota; Viridiplantae; Streptophyta; Magnoliopsida; Fagales; Betulaceae. The record is from RefSeq and is a predicted model, not a curated record. Gene Ontology annotation, cellular component: pre-snoRNP complex; nucleus. Gene Ontology annotation, biological process: maturation of LSU-rRNA from tricistronic rRNA transcript (SSU-rRNA, 5.8S rRNA, LSU-rRNA); box C/D snoRNP assembly; snoRNA localization.